Messenger RNA from Fonsecaea nubica, 1875 nucleotides. RefSeq lists its product as hypothetical. The transcript has 5 exons. Bases 1 to 1875 code for a protein of 624 amino acids. Lineage: Eukaryota; Fungi; Ascomycota; Eurotiomycetes; Chaetothyriales; Herpotrichiellaceae. The record is from RefSeq and is a predicted model, not a curated record.
AUGAUUGCAACCAUUACCGACGACGACUACGAGGUCCUCGACCAGUACCACUCUCAACCCCGCAAACUCAAGAUCAUCCACGUCGGGGCUGGCGCUUCGGGCCUGUUGCUGGCAUACAAGGCUGAGAGGCAACUCCGCAACUAUGAACUGAUAUGCUAUGAGAAAAAUCCCAGCAUCGGCGGCACAUGGUGGGAGAACAGGUACCCCGGGUGUGCGUGCGACAUCCCCGCCCACACCUACACCUACACCUUCCGCCCCAACCCGGAGUGGUCGGGCUUCUACUCGCGCUCCGACGAGAUCCAGACGUACUUUGAAAAGUUCUACGAAGAGUACAAGCUGGACCGGUACGUGCGGCUGAACACCGAGGUCGUGAGCGCGACCUGGUUCGAGGACAGCGGCGAGUGGGAGGUUGAGCUGAAAAACGCUGAUGGCACCUUCACGGACCGCUGCCACGUCCUGAUCAACGGCUCCGGCGUCGUCAACAAGUGGAAGUGGCCGGCCAUCGAGGGCAUUUCGUCGUACAAGGGCAUCCUCGCCCACAGCGCCAACUGGGACACGUCGAUCGACUGGCAGGGCAAGAAGGUGGCCGUUCUGGGGACGGGAUCGAGCUCGAUUCAAAUGGUGCCACAUCUCGCCAAAGGUAAUGAUUCUGAUUUCCCCUUGCCAUCGAUAUCAUCCAAGGAGGCUCCUUCGCUGACACCAUCUGCUGUCGUAGGAGCUGAAUCCUUGACCGUCUUUGCCCGCAACAUGACCUACAUCGCCCCGCAGGUCGCGUCGGAUGCCCAGAAGAUCGACGAGAACUCGCAGCCGGUCGCCGCGGUCGGGAAGCACUACUACAUCGAGGCCGAGAAGCAGCGGUUCCGCACCGACGCCGAGUUCCACCUGCAGUACCGCAAGCGGCUCGAGUCGGCGCUGACCGAGAUGUUCCCCAUGUUCCUGCGCGGGACCAAGCUGAACGUGCAGGCGCGCGAGUCGAUGCGGGCGAGCAUGCUGGCCAAGAUCGGCGAGGGCCACGACGAGCUCAAGCAGCGCUUCAUCCCGCAGUGGUCGCCGGGCUGUCGUCGCUUGACCCCGGGCGAGGGCUACCUCGAGACGCUGGUCCAGGACCACGUGCGCGUCGUGCACGAGGAGAUUGUGCGCUUCACCGAGACGGGCCUCGUCACCGCCAGCGGCGAGCAGCUCGAGUUUGACCUGAUCGCGUGCGCCACGGGCUUUGACAUUGCCUACACGCCGCACUUUCGCAUCACGGGCGUCGACGGCGCCGUCAUGCAGGACGAGUGGAAGGAGACGCCCAACAUCUACCUCAGCAUCGCCGCGCCAAAGUUUCCCAACUACUUUGUGGUGAAUGGGCCGACGGGGAACUGGGGCCAGGGAUGUGCCCUGCCUUCGCACGAAGUCCAACUCGAAUACGCCAUCCAAUGCUGCCGCAAGAUGCAAGAAGAAGGCAUCCGGGCCAUGGAACCGCGCCAGGGUCCCACCACCCAGAUAAACCGCCACCUGGACGCGUGGCACAAAAAGUACAGCGUCUGGGCCGAGGACUGCCGCUCGUGGUACAAGGACAACAAGCCCGACGGCCGCGUCUACAUCUGGCCGGGGAGCCUGCUGCACCACCUCAAGACGCUGCGCGUCCCGCGCUACGAGCACUACGACCUGCGGUACGACGACCCGGACAAUAUCUGGGCGUUUUUGGGCAACGGGCGCACCGAUCUCGAGGUCGCGCACGACCAGGGCCAGAGCGUCGAUUUGGCCCCGUAUAUUCGCAAUGACGAUACGCCGUGGUCGUUGGAUUUGCCUUUGUCCGUGCCUUUGCCGGUGGCGGCGGAGGAGGAGGAGGAGGAGACAGAGAAGGCGAAGGAUGCCGCGGUGGUUCAAUAA